Molecule: messenger RNA, 1998 nt
Organism: Choloepus didactylus (southern two-toed sloth)
Lineage: Eukaryota; Metazoa; Chordata; Mammalia; Pilosa; Megalonychidae
Product: protein ATP6V1FNB
Exons: 2
Coding region: 74-715 (213 amino acids)
Source: RefSeq, a predicted model, not a curated record
CCAGCAGCCCAAACACAGGCGGGCAGAGCUGCAGGCAGACUCUUUCCUUCCCCCCUGCCCUCCCCCUACUGCCAUGAGGGAGCUGUUCACCUCCCACAACCAGGCCUGCUGGAAGGAGCGCAUCCAGAAGGAGACUGCCACCAGGGUGGCCUGGAACAUCAGCUAUGGUCACAAGUACCUGAAGGAGAGGCCCUUGCCCAGGAAGCAGCCCCAGCAGGGCCCCCCCAGGUCAGCCUCGGGACCAGGCCCCGUGCCUUCCACCAGCUCCCCGGACAGCAAGGAGGUGCGGGGUGCAUGGCCAGAGACAAAGGGACUCCAGAGUCAGCUGUCCAGGGGAGUGGGUGUCCAGGGCCCCCCACCCAAGGGAGACAGAGUCUGGGAUGCCCAAGGGGCAGCCCAGGGCGCAGCGGGCCAGACCAGGCCAGAGGGCUUGGAAAUGAGGGUCGUCCCCCCAGGCAUCCUGCAGCUGCUCUUCCAGGGCAUCUCCCACGAGGGCCAAGGCCGGGCCCGGUACCUCAGGGAGCGGAAACGGCAGCAGCCUCGGGAGAAGUACCGGUACCCGAUCCUGUCAUCCUGGGAGUACGGCUGGCACGUGGGGGAUGCCGUGAAGGACGCCAAGGCUCCCACCUAUGGGAGGGCCAAGCCCAUCACAGAGACUUUUUAUAUCAAAAGUGGCAUCUUCCCUUGCCCUCGGCGAACAGACCAGCUCAUGUGAACCCAGGGUGGAGGCACCACCCACCUCACUCUGUUCUUUUGAGCCCUGCCUGUGGCUUUGCCUCUCCUGCUGAGGGCAGCCCUCCAAAGCCCACCACUGAGGAUGGGCAGGGGCGGGACUCUGACACGGACACCCUGGGAUUGAUGGGUGGGUGGACCCUCUGAGCCAGUUAUUGUCUGCUCUCAAGGACCUCAGCUCCUUGCAGAGCUCCCCUCAUCCCCGUCACCCCCAGCACGGUGUGGGGCGCCGUGCCGCUUUCCUGAGGAAAUCUGGGGAGUCACCAAGUGCUCCAUCUGCAGACCUGGGUUGGGGGAGGGGCUCUCAAAGUCCUUAAGGUGCUGAGUCGGGAGUGGGGUGUAGAAUAUCUCCCUGCUCUUUACCUCUACAUUCUUUUGAAGGGAUCCAUAGCAGAGUUGCUUGGUCCCAAUAUAUCCACAGUUGAGGGAAGAAGUAGUUUGCAGCUUCUCUCAGCCCCCAUAACUUGUAUUAGUCAGCGUUGCUUUAUGGCUGUAACAAACAGUCCCUGAAUCUCAGUUGUUUAAACCAAUAAAAAUGUAUUUCUUUCAUCACAGUCCUAUCUGAUGUUCCAUGGGAGACCUUCCACAUGCUGAUCCAGGGGCCCAGGCUCCUCCCAUCCAGUGACUCUGCCAUCCCCUGGGGUCUCACAGUCCUUCCCCAAGCCAGGGAAGAGAAGCAAAGAAUGGAGACAACACACCCACUCGUAACCACCUUGGCCUGGAGGUGACACACAUCACUUCCACUCUCACUGUUCCCAUGAGAACAAGUCACAGGACCCCAUCUAGAUGCAAGAAGGCUGGGGAAUGUCGUGUGACCUUGUGGCCAGAAGGAAGAGGGAGGUUGAUGAAAUUUAGCCAGUCUCUGCUACCAUGCCUGCUGUGUCCUGUGGCUGCUCUGGGAGUAGUUUUGAUGCUUAGCCAACACCCUGAACUCAGAAGUCCCCUACCUUCUGAUAGCUGACCCUUGGUUCCUGGGGCCAUCUUGAGGGAACUCCCUCCUUUCCUGGGGAAGAGUUCUUUCCCAGAAUCCCACAAUGUCAAGUGGUUGUACAUGGAAGCCUAUCCAGUGUGGGUGCACAUAGCACCCCAUCACUCAGAAGACCUUGGGCACGUGCAGAGCCCAGAGUCACCCCUGCAUGCAGCAGCUCUUUGUGAAGCCAAAAUGCUGGUGGGUUCGUCUUGUUUAACCAAGGGCCUGUGGUUCUCCUCCAGUCCUCAGCCAGUCAAAAGAACAGUUCCUAGAGAAAAAACUGGGUAAACAGUGCU